Messenger RNA from Thelazia callipaeda (thelaziosis nematode), 2816 nucleotides. The record is from the annotation of a GenBank genome assembly. NCBI's taxonomy places the organism in Eukaryota, Metazoa, Nematoda, Chromadorea, Rhabditida, Thelaziidae.
AUGUUAGACGAAGAACGGCUCAGAUCAGAAAGUUUAGAAAAUGUUAACGAAGAAAUGAGCACCAAACUUUCUACUCAAAAAUUUCAACUAGACGAAAUAAGCGCUAAAAAUGAAGAAAUAAAUAAAUUAAUUCAAAAAGUUAACGAUUUGGAGUGCAGUCUUGGAGAGCACAAACAGUGGUUGGAAGAUGCUAAUAAUAGAGCAAGUUAUUUGGAUAAUUUGAAUCGAGAAAAAGACCAAAGUAUUGAAGAAAUGGCAAAGAAAGUUGAGGAUAAGGAACAUGGACUUGCUGAAGUUACGACUUCGCAAGAAAUAAUGGAAUUGAAGUCAGUGAUUGAAAAUUUACGAAGAGAAGUGGAAGAAAAGAAUGAUUACAUUUGUCAAAUUGAGAAGGUCAAAGGUGAGGUUGAAUGGAGUUUGGGAGAACAUCGUCAGUGGCUUGAAGACGCUAAUAAUAGAAUCGGUACUUUGGAAAACGAAAAAUUAGAUGCAUGGAAAAAAGUUAGUGAGUUGGAAGAAAGAAUAGCAGCAACACAAAGUGAAACCUCCAUGUCUUCUGAUGCAUUCAAUGAAAUGAAGUCAACGUUGGAACAGUUAGAAUUGAAAUUAGCUGAAAAAGUUGACGAAUGCGAGAGGUUUAGCAGGCAGAAGACUGAGCUAGAAGUUAGUUCUGAACGUUUAAGGAUUAGCCUGGAAGAGGCGGAAAAAAGUGAAUUGCUGGCUGAACGGAAAAAAUUAGAGGAACAAAUUGAAGAAAGAGAUAAUCAGUUGGUUGAUAUUAAUAAAUACAAAAAUGAAUUAGAAAUAAAACUCAAUAAGCAAGAAGAAUUACUUCAAGAAGCUAAUAAUAAGAUUAAAAAGUUAGAAGAAGAAGCUUAUACUCGAAAAGAUUCAGUUCAAGACUCGAUGCAAAAACUUGACGAUCAAUUUAAAGAACUGAAGGAAGUAAAUGAAGAAUUACACAAAACUUUGCUGGAAAAACAAGAGGCUUUAUCAACGCUUCCAGAAGACGAUCAAAUGAUGAAGGAAAUAUGCCAACAAGAGGCUAGAAGUGAUGAAGUCUCAGAAUUGCUGUCUCAAACAAAUGAAGAACUUACGUCAGCUACACGCGAAAAUGAGGAGCUGAAGCAAGUAAUAGAAGAUUUACGCAGAAGUCUUAGUGGCAAGGAAACAGAGCUAAGUGAUUUGCAUAAAUUGAGAAAUGACACGGAAUGGUCCCUUGGAGAACACAAGCAUUGGUUAAACGAUGCUAAAAUUAGAAUUGAAGAACUAGAAAAUUCUGUCAAACAUCUGAAUGAAGAAGUGAUCAGUUGCAAUCAGCAGUGUGAAAGGUUAAAGGCCGAGAACAAUGAUUUGAAAGAAAAAACAGAGCAGACUGUUUCUGAGGAGGAAGAAUCCAAAAUCGACGAUCAGAUCAAUUUACUCUCGACAAUCGAUGCACUCAAAAGCCAACUCGAUCAGAAGGAGGCGGAGUUAUCCCAAUUAUACCAAAAUAAAAAUGAAGCAGAAUGGUACCUUGGCGAGCAUCGUUGUUGGCUUGCUAAUGCAAACCAAAAAAUCGAAGAAUUACAAAAGUUGCUUGAAGAAAAAGACAGAACCAUCAAAUCUUUAGAAACUGACGUACAAAACUACAUCACUCAAGCCGCUUGUGAAGCCGAAAAGUAUCAAAAACUAACAGAACAAGCAAGCCUUGUAGAGACAAAAUUAAUUGAAGUCAGCGAUAGUUUAGAUCAUACUGUUGAUUACAGAGCAUUAAUUGUUGUUGUAGCUGAAUUAAAGGAAAAAUUAGAAGCUAAAAAUAUUGAAAGUAGUAAAGUGAUGGAAGAGAAGGAAGAAAUUAGACUAAAACUUCAAGAUCAAGAACGGUUGCUCAAAGAUGUUCAAACUAGGAUCAAUAAUUUAGAGAAAAUAAUUGAAGAAAAAGAUGAUUCUAUCAUUCACGCUUAUCAGGAAAUCAAUGACUUAAAAACUGAAUUGGAAAUGGAAAGAUUAAAACAUCAAGAAUUUAUACAACAGUCAGAUCACAUCAAAAAUUUAGAACAACAACUUCAAGAAAAAACUGAAAUGCAACAGUUAUUCAAUACUGAAAAUGAAUUAAAAAUCCGAAAUUUGGAAAAUGAGCUGAGUGAUCGAAUCGCUCAGAUCGAUCAGUUGAAACAACAAAUUGACAAUCAAAAUAUUACUAUUAAAAUUGAAGUAUUGGAUAUUACACUGAUUGCAAAAGAUCAAGAAAUAUCUGGAUUACGCAGAAGAGUUCAAAGUAUUACUGCUUCUGACUCUGAAAUCGAUGAAGAAGAUGAAGAAUUACUCGAGGCUUUAGAUUGUCUCGAAAAGAAAUUGGGUGAAGCUCAAGAAGGAAAAUGCGAAUUGAAUUUCAUUGAGUGCAUAAAUGUGGUCUCAGACUUGAAAGCACGUCUAAGGACUAAACUUAUUAAAUGUGAAACUAUGAGAAAAGGCUGCGAAGAAACCGAAUGUCUUGCGCGAGAAGAGAGACUACGCUUGAAAGAAAAAAAUGCUCAAGUUGAGCAAUUAGCCAAGCUUCUAUCUAUAAAAGAAGAAUCUGAAUUAACAGUAAGGGAGCAAGUCAAGGAGAAUUUUUUUCUGAGUGCGUUGCAGUUACGAAGCCAACUUGAAAAAGCUCAGUGUAGACUGAAUGAUGCAUUGAAUUUUAUGACUCAAAUAGGUGAUAAGAUGUGUGAUGAAAGUGAAGAAGCAAAAUCUUUGUUUGAUGCAAUACAGAAAAUACGUGAUGAAGUGGAAUGGCAAAUUGCAGACGAACACAAACAACGGAUUGAAGAAAGGAACCAGAAGUGAUU